This is a messenger RNA of Selaginella moellendorffii, 2295 nucleotides long. RefSeq names its product pentatricopeptide repeat-containing protein At1g09900. The record is from RefSeq and is a predicted model, not a curated record. The transcript has a single exon. The coding region runs from base 21 to 2132 and encodes 703 amino acids. Lineage: Eukaryota; Viridiplantae; Streptophyta; Lycopodiopsida; Selaginellales; Selaginellaceae. Gene Ontology annotation, molecular function: protein binding.
UCGCCAGACGAGCAUGGAGAAUGUGGAGCAAUGGCCAGGUGAGAGCAAAUGUGGCCAAAUUUGGGGUAAGGAUUCUUCAUGGCAGUGCCAAGGAUUCAAUCCUUCCAGCGAUGACAAACCUCUCCACCGAGGCCACGGCCAUUCUCGAAUGCCUGGCUUCCCCCGAGCUCCUCGCCAGGAAAUCCAUGCCCGUCAAUCAUCGAGUCUACAACGAGGUAGUCUUGGCGCUCCAGGACUCGGACAAGGCGCUCGCAUUCUUCGACUGGAUCACUUCGGGGCAGUCGCGAUUCAAGCACACGGGCUACACGAUCAGGCUCAUGACCGAGACCAUGAACAGGAUGAACAGGCGUGAGGAAUCCAAGGCCCUGUUCCAGCUGUGGAAGAAACAGGCAUUCCCAGCUCUCGCUGUGAAGUAUAGCGAACAGGGGAAUCUCCGAGCGACCAUCGAGCUUCUCAAGGACAUGGCCGAGAAUGGAUCGACGCUGUCCAUCCAGGAUCUAAAUGGCUGCUUGCGAGGACUUUGCAAGGCCGGCAACGUAGAUGGUGCUCUAGAGUUUCUUAGAGAAGCCAAGAACUCAUUCUCCUUGCGAGCCAGUGUCUCUACGUACUCGAUUCUCGUCGCUGCGCUCACGGCUGCCAAGAGGAACAACGACGUCUACGAGAUCCUGCGAGAAGUGAGAGGAACCGAAGUCAAGCUCGACUUGGUUCUUCGCAUCUCUCGGGUUCUCGACGAAGAUCUCGACAAGGCACUGGAAAGUUUCAAGGAGUUGUCCGAGGAGGAAUGCGUGGAGGCCGGUGGUGCCGAGUGUUUUCGCAGUCUAGUCCAAGGGUUGUAUCAGUCGGAUAGAAUCGACGAGGCCUGUGGCUUGGCUCUCAAGCUCGGCUGCGAGUCCGAGGACGUGAACUCGCUGGUUGACAGACUUUUGGAUCGCGGUCGGGUGGAUCGAGCCCGCGAGCUGAUUCUAGCAAUGGCACUCAGGCAUGGCUCGUCCUCCGUGAGGCUCCACACUUGCAACAGCUUUCUCAGCGCUGUUUGCAAGAAUCCGAGAAACACAGCCGAGGCUCUCGAGCUGCUGGAGCAGAUGGAGAGCGUCGGGCUCGAGGCGGACAAAGACACGUACAGCCUAAUCAUCCAUAGCCUGUGCAAGUCCGGGAUGGUGGACAAGGCGAAAGUGCUGGUGGAGCGUAUGAUCUCGAGAAACUGCGUUCCAGAUGCCAGGAUUUACGAUCCAGUGAUCGAGGAGCUCAGCAAAACUGGACGAGUGGACGAGGCCGUGGAGAUUGCCAAGGAAGCAGACGCGAAGCAUUGCACUAGCGUCGUCACUUACAACAGCCUUGUUCUGGGAUUUCUCAAGGCAAGGAGACUCAAGCGGGGCAUCAAAGUGUUCACGAGGAUGGCGAGAACAGGGCCUUCGCCGGACAUCUACACGUAUAACAUCCUCUUCGAAGGCUUGAGCCGGCACGGGCUGUGGAGAUUUGCGUACAAGCUGCUACCACGGAUGAACCAAGAUGGUGUUCUUCCCGACGUCGUAACUUUCAACUCGCUGAUCAAUGGGCUUGUAGAAGACAACCGGUACCACCGCGCUGUUACACUGAUCCAGGAGAUGGUAUCCAGAGGCUGUGAUCCCAAUGCCAUCACUUACACGAUUCUUCUCAAGUGGCUCGCCAGGAAUGCCAGGACCGACGAGUGUGUGGAGCUCUUCCAGAGGUUGCUCGACCGGAAGCUAGCUCCCAACGUUUACACUUACAACACUGUGAUGAGCGCUCUUUGCAAGGCCGGGAGACUCGACCAGGCUCACAGGCUCUUCGGGGUGAUGCUCGCGAGUGACUGUACUCCUCCCAACGCGAUCACGUACCGGGCUCUCAUUCACGGCCUCUGCUUGAAGAUGGAGCUGGAAAGAGCCGUGCUUCUGCUCGACGCCAUGGCCAAGAGGGGCUGCGCUCCAGAUGUUGCGUGCUACGGCACCAUCGUCGCGGCUUUUUGCAAGCAGGGACGGAUCGAUGAGGCGUUUGAGCUGCUCGAGAGGAUGCCGUUCGCCGGUGACAAAGUCAUGUUUAGGACACUCGUGAGAGCGCUGUGCAAGCUUCAGCUGCGGUCUUUCUCUGAGCAAAUCAGCUGCGACGAAAUAUAGAAGCAGGUUCCUGAAACGAAUCUUGCAGUAAACUUUGAUAUAGAAAAAACUCACUUGGAUCUCCAUGGUACGUAGCUCACAAUCCUUGAGUAAAGUGGAAGUUAAGCAGCCAGUUUACUGCCACUCAUUACCCAUUGAUAUUAAAUUAUUUUGCAUUUGCUUA